CAGUACAAAAUCAAGUGCAGUUCAACGGGUACUUCGGUUGCCCAUGGUGCAUGGUUGCUGGGGAACACUUGGAAGGUGCCAUGCGGUUUCCAGAGGCACAUCAAAUCGAAGAACGCACCCACGAGCUUGUGCUGCGGGACAUGAAGUAUGCGGUCACCUAUGAAACAACGGUGAACGGCUUCAAGGGACCCUCUCCAUUGAUUAAUCUGGAGAACUACGACAUGGUGUCCGGCCAGGCAUGCGAAUAUAUGCACUCGGUUCUUCUGGGCGUGACCAAGCAGCUGACGGAGCACUUGCUGGAUUCCUCCAACUCUGCCGAAAGGUUUUACAUUGGAAGUCCCCAGUCUCUGGAAUCUGCAAACAAGCUCCUGAUGUCCAUCCGGCCACCUCACUGCAUCACUCGCCUGCCACGCUCUCUCUGUGAGCGGAGCUAUUGGAAAGCCAAUGAGUGGCGGAACUGGCUGCUCUACUACAGUGUGCCUUGUCUGGAGAACCUGCUACCUCACCGCUACUGGAAGCAUUGGUGCCUGCUUGCGGAGGCGAUAUGGAUACUGCUGUCGACAAGGAUAUCGCAAGAAAUGAUCAGCCAUGCCGAAUCACUCCUCAAGAGGUUCGUGGACCAGGUGCUACGACUGUAUAACGCGAAAAUGAUGACAUUCAACAUGCAUCAGCUCCUGCAUCUGGCAAAGUCAGUGCGUGACCUGGGACCACUGUGGGCACACUCUGCGUUUGUUUUUGAGACGGGAAACGGAAAGCUUGUGAAAUGUGUGACAGCUGCAAAGGGCGUACCCCUGCAGAUUUUGGAGCGUGUGUGCAUGGCACAAGAAGUAGAGUUGUUGCCCAUAACAUUAAACAUUUCAUCGCCUGUGAAAGCUGUAUGCGACAAGAUGCUUAAGCAUCGGCUUGUGCAGACGGCAUGUGAGGUGGACGGUGUAACUCUGCUGGGUCAGGCAAGAAAUGUUACCAACCUUUCAGCCAGUGAACAAGAAGCUCUCCUUCAAGCUGGGUACCCUCAGACAGUCUCAGUAGGAGAGUACUUCCGGUUUGUUUUUGAGGGCAACAUCAUCACAAGCAGGCAGUACACCCGUGAAAAAAAGAGUAACAGUACUGUAAUUAUGGGGUCAGACUCUUUGUUUUAUGUAAUUAAUAGAAUCGUAGAGCUUUCUGCUCCAUCGAAGCCAUGCCUUCUCCUUUGUAAAGAAAUAGUGACCGUUGACGGUGAUUAUCCAGCUCACAUGCAAGAGUGUUUUAUCUCUCCAAGCAAUAUCGUUCAAGCACUUCCUCUAUCUCUGAUAUCCUCUGUGUGUGUGUUUGUAGAUAUUGGUAACAAGGCUUUUGUUUGUAAACUCCCAAACAGAAUUGAAAGGGAUUGAGAUGACAUGAGUUCAUGUUUUCUGCUCAAAUGAGGAGUGUCAUGUGCAUGUGUUUUUAGUGCACAGGAAUGAUGUCCUUGAGUCGCACCCGGCUGCUUAAAAUGACUAUACACCUCUGGUAAUGUGGUUGAAGUCUAGCGGCCUUUAUUAUAGGCAGUUUUCAAAGGAUAUUUCACAAUUCUCCUAAGAAAAGUUAAAUUGAAAACGACUGGGUGCGGCUGGAAGAUGGCAGUCCCGUCUGUCAAAACUUGGAUGCGCGCACUGGAAUACGGAGUCACGUGUUCAUCUGGACUAUACCUUUACACUCUUCAAUAGUUGUACCCUUUCCAUUUGAGUGAAUGAUUAAAGGCCAGUAGAGUUUUCUCUGGGUACUGCCAACACCUGCUAUAGUCAGUGACACGUUAAAAGUGAAGUGGAAACUCCGCGUCCAGCACACACUCGUUACUUUUUGCCAUGCUUGGGCUGCGCGGGCACGCUUGUGCUAUCAAGGCUACCUUGCGUUGGAGGCACAGCUUCCACUUUACUCUUAAAGGCCGAUGUACGACCUCAAUCUUCUACAGGGAAGAUAAUCUUCUUGGCUUCCUCCUCUCCCAAACUGUGAGGGGAUCCAUGCUGCAUGAAGGUGAAAAGGGGAGGGAUACUUGGGAGAAUAGAAAGUGCAAAAAAAAUGGAAUAUACAAAGCGUAUAUCGGUCUUUAAUCUGUCGCUGACUAUAGUAACAGGGCCUUAGUGCUGAAUAUGCCUGAAAAACAAGUUGAGAAAUUGGUGGUCUCCUUAGUUAGCUAUGUUAUUUUUCUUAUGUGUUUAUUUUAUUUUGUUUAGUAAGUGACCAUAUUUGCUCAUGGUCCAGGCUCACCAAGAUGUUUUGUCACUUAUCACAGAUAUGCUUGCUGUAUGUAAUUUCAUGAGAUUUGUUUUGUAAAUAACCUGAAUUAGUUACUUUUUUUUUUUCGUCACUUAUGACAGGCAUAGUUUCAAUGUCUAACUAAACUUGUUUUGAACAUGAUGUGAGAUAUUUUGUUCUUUUGCAGCUCAGGCUCACCCAUUUAUUUUCUGUUUGUUUUGCCACCUGUAAUAAAAUAUAUGUGACUUGGUCA
Messenger RNA from Ixodes scapularis (black-legged tick), 2470 nucleotides. RefSeq lists its product as uncharacterized. The transcript is spliced from 4 exons. The record is from RefSeq and is a predicted model, not a curated record. Lineage: Eukaryota; Metazoa; Arthropoda; Arachnida; Ixodida; Ixodidae. Bases 51 to 1373 code for a protein of 440 amino acids.